Messenger RNA from Halteromyces radiatus, 842 nucleotides. RefSeq lists its product as uncharacterized. The transcript has 2 exons. The record is from RefSeq and is a predicted model, not a curated record. NCBI's taxonomy places the organism in Eukaryota, Fungi, Mucoromycota, Mucoromycetes, Mucorales, Cunninghamellaceae. Bases 386 to 754 code for a protein of 122 amino acids.
CUAAGUUUUAUUAAUAAAAUUCUUACGUUUUAUCUCGUUCUUAUUUAAGACUUAUACAAAUACAACGCCUCCUCUCAGCGUAUAUUCCAGAUGAUACUGUCACAUCAGAUGACCUUUCCGCGUGGAUGUCAAAAGAUGGCUCAUGGGGCACGACUAUUCGAAAGCAAUCUAAUAAAAAAAGAAAACGUGGCCGAUUGAUCAAUGUUGUCAAAAAAGUUUACAGAGAUUUUACUUGGGAUGAUCUUUCAAAUAUUCAGGAAUAUAGAUCACUGGUCAGAUCGUCAAUGGCCACCAAAUGUACUGUUGGUUACGUACGAAAAUCAAAUACCCAUGAACCUGACACAACCAAAAAAAAAAAAAGCUAGUAAAUCUCCAAAUCUACAAGAUGAAGACGAAGCUCUUAUGUGAAGAUGUAUUUGUGUCUUACAGCACUUCUGCCUACGACCCAACUGCCGAACGGGAUGCAACAACUCCACCAUAUGCUUUCGACGAUUGCUCUGGUAAUACACUAGAUUUAAUCGCCAAGAUCACAAAAUCCGCUCGACAAAUUCGCCUUGUGGUAAUCGACUAUGCCGGAUUGUCAACAAAUCCCGAUGAUAUCAAGUUAUUCAUAUCUUUGAAUAAGUCCAUACGAGAAGUGGUAGUGGAUAUUAGUCAUAAGGUUGAAAUAUAUUCUCGUCACGACAUCCUUAAAAAUAUCAAGGUCAUCAAGAAAUUUCGAUGUCGUAGACCAUGUAUAAAACGAUCACAAUAGUUUAGUGUAUAUAAUAAAACAAAUAAUAUUACCCCUUUAUCUCUUCUAAGCUAGCAUAUAUCAAUCAAUUUUUUUUUUCGGAGGUUGG